This is a messenger RNA of Menidia menidia (Atlantic silverside), 2114 nucleotides long. The record is from the annotation of a GenBank genome assembly. Lineage: Eukaryota; Metazoa; Chordata; Actinopteri; Atheriniformes; Atherinopsidae.
UCAGGGUGACUCAGCAAAACAGGAAGAAGGAAGUGCUCACUGUUAGGCAAACAGUCCAGCUCAGGACAACAGCUGCCAGGGGAAAAGCAGGUCAGCAUGGCGGGCAGGCUCUCUCUGGCCGAGGUGGACCUCACCUGCUCCAUAUGCUGUGACAUCUUCAGGGACCCGGUGGUGCUCAAAUGCAGCCACAGCUUCUGCUCGCCCUGCCUGCAGCAGUACUGGACCCAGAAGGUCCAAAAGCGGGACUGCCCUCUGUGCAGAACCCAGAGCCUGGAUGACCCGGUGCCCAGCCUGACCCUGAAGACCCUGUGUGAGUCGUGUGUGAUGGAGGAGGAGGAGGACGAGGCUGCCGAGGAAACGGGACAGGAUCUGUACUGUGAGCCGAGUGAGCUUUGCCCUGUUCACGGGGAGAGGCUUAAGCUUUACUGUCAGCAGGACAAGGAGCCCAUCUGUGUGGUCUGCCAUACCUCAAAGAAACACAAGCGACACGAUUGUUGCCCUGUCAGCGAGGCAGUGGUGGAUGCAAAGGAGAAAAUGAAGUCUGCUCUCAGCUCCUUGCAGGAGAAGAGGGACACAUUUGACAAAAUGAAGAAAAACUACGAGGAUACGGUGGCACACAUUCAGGCCCAGGCUCGGUUUGUGGAGAGGCGAACCCAUGAGGAGUUCGAAAAACUCCACAGAUUCCUUCAGGACGAAGAGGAAUCCAGGAUGAAUGCGCUGAGGAGGGACGAAGAGCAGAAGAGCGCUGAGAUGAGACAGAAAAUCGAAGAGAUGGAGAGAAACAUUUCAUCUUUGUCUGAAACCAUCACUGCACUGGAGGAGGAGAUGGCUUUGGAGGACAUACCUGUCCUUCAUAGAUGCAAGAGAACACUAGCAAGAGUCAAUUGUCAGAUUGAAGAUUGUCAGGUUGAAGAUGGGAUGGGGAGACUGACUCCUGGAGUGCUCAUAGAUGUGGCCAAAUAUGUGGGCUCUUUGGCCUUCCAUGUGUGGGAGAAGAUGCGCAAAUUAGCCAAAUACACCCCGGUCACUCUGGAUCCCAACACGGCGGCCCCCUGGCUCGUGCUGUCAGACGACCUAACCAGCGUCCACGACAGUGACGAGAAGCAGAAGCUGCCCGACAACCCGGAGAGGUUCGACCCUGACACGGCUGUCCUGGGCCGCUGGGGCCUGGGCUCCGGCCAGCAUGCCUGGGUGGUGAACGUGGGAGAUAACACGGCCUGGGUCGUGGGCGUAGCUAAAGAGUCUGUCAAAAGGAAAGAGAAAGUGUCUUCGGUCCUGAGUAAUGGCUACCUGUGCGUGUACUACUAUCACAAGAUGUACUUUGCCGGUACCUCCCCUUUGACGCGGCUCAACUUGAAAAACGCUCCACAGAAGAUCAGGGUGCAGCUGGACUGUGACAAGGGGAAGGUGUCCUUCUUCGAUCCACAUAGCAACACAAACAUCUACACGUUCAAGCACGCCUUCACCGAGGCCGUCUUUCCUUACCUCUGGGUGGGAUGCCAGGAUUGUCCUCUAACAGUUGAGCCAACUGAAGUUUCUUUAACUUUUGGGGAGAAUCGUUAAGAGUCCACCUCAGCUCUGGUUAUUUUUCAUCUUAAAAUGAAUCAAAUAAGAAAAAUUUAAACAAAAAACUAUUUUUGAGUUGUUGAUGAACUUUCACCUGGAUUUGUAAUGCUAAAAAUAGAUCAGGUGAAAGGUGAUAUAUAUGAAAACAUAUCUUUGUGCUACUACUAAAUAUUCCUUGCUGUUCUUUAGCCUGAUCGUGUUAAUAAGGACUGACUUGUGGAAAACACUAAAUAAACUAGUAGUAAAUUCUAAUAGUUUGCAGAUGAUUUUUGUGUUUUUUCCUGUUGGGUGACAUUUUAUUUUUCAGUUUUACACAUUAAUCACUAAACAUUAAACACAUUGAGCACUAAACAAUUAAAAAAUGAGUAUUUUGUCUGUUUUAACAGAUAAAUUAAACCCUCUUGGUCUCAGAAGUUUAUAUUACUCUUUCUAACAGAAUCAACAGUUUACUUCUAUGUGCCACUUUUCCUGUUUACUUUUUCAAUCCCUAAAACAUUUAAUUCUGAUUCAAAAGUGAACUUCCAUACUCCACCGUCUUCCAUUACUUC